AUGCAUGCAUAAUUAGACCUCUUUGUCAUUUGAAAAGUGAUGCUGGUUUAUACAGUUUUUAUGUCAGACAUCAUUCACUUAAAUUAUAAAGGUGCAGGGGUGCUCCGCCAAUGAGGCGAGUUGAGGCUGUCGCCUCAAGCGGCAGCGCCCCACUAGGUACCAGGGGCAGCAAAAAUGCUGCUCCUGGUACUUUAAGAGUGAAUUUCCGGGGGAGGGGCGGAGGGGCCCGGAUCGCCCCUGUAUAGGUGCUUGGAUUCAAAGUUAUAUAUUUAUAUGACAAGUGUUGACCUUAGUAUAAAUGGUGCAAAAUAUUACAGAGAACAUCUGUCUACAAUAAGAAAGUUUGUAUAUAGGAUAUCGCAAGUAUGGGCAGUCUGCACCCUCCAGAAGAUGAUGAAGUUACUCAGAAUUCUUCUUCUGGACUUCUAGAUUUCUGUUGGUGAUUGUUGCCACUUAUAUGUAGACUAUUAGGUCAAUUUGGAAAAAUAAACCACAAAACAUGUGCAAAUGGAUAAAAAGACCAUUUUAAAUAUAGAUUAUAAUUAUGAUAAUUAUAACAAGACACUGGAGAGUCUGGGUGUCAACUUAUUCAUUUUGAUGUCCAUUUUACCCCCCUCCCAGGUGAGAAAGAAGACAAAGGAGCCAAAACUCCCAAAUCGGCUUGGGAAAUCCCAGUACAAAGCCUAGUUCUGUUUAAGGCUGGUGAGAAGUAAGUGCCAGUUGUUGGCACAACCUCUAUAAAGGUAACUCAUUGCUGAUAUAGCUGAUAAGCAUCUGGUUCAAGGUGAAGCUCUGGGUUUUUUUCCCAACAAUUGGACAACUAGGAUUGAAUUGACUUGGUUUUUCCCAGACUUUGCUUCAUCCCUUUCUCUGGGGCAUCAGGUCCAGCAAUUGCAGAUGGGCAUUUUGUUCUGAGUUUAAGUCAUUGUGCCCACCUGCAGUCAUUUCUGAAGAUAUCAGUGUUAUGCUUUAUGCCCUGGUACUAAGGCUUCUGGCUUUCUCUGUGCAGGAUGAUGUGGGGAGGAAGAACCCUGUUGCUGUGCUUGAUAUGCCUAGCCUUCCAACUCAGUGCUACGUGCCUGCCGGGCAGUCGUGCUUGUGAGCCUGCCAGCCUCUCUUCUGUGGAUGCAUGGAUCUGCUCCAUAAUCGGCUCCCUGCUUGUGGGGCUCAGCGGGGUCUUUCCACUGCUGGUCAUUCCCAUUGAAGCCGGGGAAGAACUUCGGUCAGAAAAGAACUCUCAAAGGCUAAAACAGCUCCUGAGCUUUGCAAUUGGUGGAUUACUGGGCGAUGUGUUCCUGCAUCUGUUACCGGAGGCCUGGGCUUAUACCUGCAGUGCAACAACAGGUACCUGGGACUUACAUUUAUAUCUUGAUCACAUUGGCUUCCAAAUGAACCCCUGGCAGCUCAGUGCAUGAGUACUGCACACCCAGCAUUCCGUUAUUAACACAGAAGGGUUGGUAGACAGUGAGUGAUAUCACAAGUGGUGCUGCAGUUGUAUUUGCUGUACACAACAGAUGUGAAUAUUAAAAUUGUAGAAAUAAAGAUUUUUUUAAUUUUUUUAUUUUUUUA
Xenopus laevis (African clawed frog) is the source of this 1569-nucleotide messenger RNA. RefSeq names its product zinc transporter ZIP13-like. The transcript is spliced from 2 exons. The coding region runs from base 1011 to 1415 and encodes 134 amino acids. NCBI's taxonomy places the organism in Eukaryota, Metazoa, Chordata, Amphibia, Anura, Pipidae. The record is from RefSeq and is a predicted model, not a curated record.